GGAGAAGGCUCGCGGAGCUCGCCCAAUGGGGCGUGGGCGUGUGGUGUUGGUGGGGCGGCCGUCCACCUCCUCCUCUCUCUUGGCCACGCCCCUCCUCCUCCUCCCCCUCCCACCCCAGCUCCGCGUUCCCCUGAAGGGCCGGGCUUGGGAGCGCAGGUAGGCCUCACGCGCAGCCUCGGCCUCGCGUAGCUCGCCGAGCCGGGGGAUGACGACGGCGACGCCGCGACUGAGGCGAGGCCCUCGCUGAGGAAGAAGGCCGCCGCCGCCGCCGCCGCCGCCAUGCCGGCCAAGAGGAAGCUGGUGCCGCCGGCCCUCAACAUCACCCCCACCAUCGCCGAAGGGCCCAGCCCCACAGGCGGGGAGGGCGACGGCUCCGAGUGAGUGCGGGGCGGAGGCGGGGAGGGAAGCGGGAGGGGUCUCCGAGGGGCGGAGGCCUUUGUAUGUGGGGCUUGGGGGGGGGAGGGGGCGAGGGGAGGUCUAGGAAAGGGAAGGCAGGGUGUGGGUGGAGGGGUGUUAGACUGAAUUAUUAUUAUUGAGGGAGGGGGAGGGGGUGUUAUACUGAAUUAUUAUUAUUAUUGAGCUGGGGGAAGGGGUGUUAUACUGAAUUAUUAUUAUUAUUAUUAUUAAGCCGGGGGAGGGGGUGUUAUACUGAAUUAUUAUUAUUAUUAUUAUUAUUAUUAAGGCAUUGGGAGGGGUGUUAUACUGAGUUAUUAUUAUUAAGGCACGGUGUGUGGGGGGAGGGGGUGUAAGACUGAGUUAUUAUUAAGGCAGGGGGAGGGGUGUUAUACUGAAUUAUUAUUAUUAUUAUUAAGCCGGGGAGGGGGUGUUAUAUUGAAUUUUUGUUAUCAUUAAGCAGGGGGAUGUUUGACUGAAUAAUUAUUAUUAAGGCACGGUGUAGGGGGGGAGGGGGUGUAAGACUGAAUUAUUAUUAAGUCAGGGAGAGGGGGUGUUAUACUGAAUUAUUAUUAUUACUAAAGCAGGGGAGGGGUGUUAUACUGAAUUAUUAUUGUUAUUAAAGCAGGAGGAGGGAUGUUAUACUGAAUUACUAUUAUUAUUAUUAUUAUUAUUAAAGCAGGGUGAGGGGUGUUAUACUGAGUUAUUAUUAUUAAGGCAGGGGGAGGGGUGUUAGACUGAAUUAUUAUUAUGGCAAGGUGUGGGGGGAGAGGGUGUUAGACUGAAUUAUUAUUAUUAAGGCAGGGGCGUGGGGGAAGGGAGAUUAGACUGACUUAUUAUUGGUAAUAAUAAUAAUAAUAGCUUGUGGGAUGCUCUUCCCAGAGAGGCUCCUUGCAUAUAUUUAGGUGCCAGCCAAAAACAUUCCUCUUCAUUCCUGCAUUGCAGGGGGUUGGGCUGGGUGACCCUUCCAACUCUACAAUUCUUGGAUUCUCCCACAACCUUUGGCUCAUCAAAUCAUCUGUUUAAAGUGGUUGGGGUUUUUUUUUUUGCGGGGGGGGUGUGUGUAAUUGUUUUUGUGAUUUGCUAGGGUAUGUGUUAUAUGUAUAUAUUGCAAAGCGCCCCGUGGUCUGGGAUGAAGGCAUAGAAAUAAUGUAUAGUGUGGGGGAUUCCCUGGUCCUGAAGGGGGUAACUGUGCCCCUGACGGACCAGGUGCAUAGCCUGGGAGUCAUUUUGGACUCACAGCUGUCCAUGGAGGCAGCAGGUCAAUUCUGUGUCCAGGGCAGCUGUCUACCAGCUCCAUCUGCUACGCAGGAUCAGACCCGACCUGCCUGCAGACUGUCUCACCAGAGUGGUGCAUGCUCUGGUUAUCUCCCGCUUGGACUACUGGAAUGCGCUCUACGUGGGGCUACCUAUGAAGGUGACCUGGAAACUACAACUAAUCCAGAAUGCGGCAGCUAGACUGGUGACUGGGAGCGGCCGCCGGGACCACAUAACACCGGUUCUGAGAGAUCUGCAUUGGCUCCCAGUACGUUUCCGAGCACAAUUCAAAGUGUUGGUGCUGACCUUUAAAGCCCUAAACGGCCUCAGUCCUGUAUACCUGAAGGAGCGUCUCCACUCCCAUCGUUCAGCCCGGACACUGAGAUCCAGCGCCGAGGGCCUUCUGGCGGUUCCCUCAUUGCGAGAAGUAAGGUUACAGGGAACCAGACAGAGGGCCUUCUCGGUAGUGGCGCCUGCCUUGUGGAACGCCGUCCCAGCAGAUGUCAAGGCAAUAAACACCUAUUUUACUUUUAAAAGACAACUGAAGGCAGCCCUCUUUAGGGAAGUUUUUAAUGUCUAAUGCUGUAUUGUUUUUAAUAUUCAGUUGGAAGCAGCCCAGAGUGGGCAGGCUAUAAAUAAAUUAUUAUUAUUAUUAUUGUAUUGCCCAUCCUCCCCCAUACGGUCUCAGGGCAGGUUGCAGCAACUGAAAAGCAUAACGCUUCCACAAAAACACAAAACGUUACACAAGGUGUUGUGUGUGGGUGUUUUUUUUAAGUGGCUUGCGAUCGUGGGAAGAAAUACAUAUAAAUACAUAUAAAAUACAUAUAAAAGUAGGGUGUGGGGAUGCAGAGGUGGGGAAGAGGAGGUCUCGGAAAGGGAAUAAAGGGUGUGGGUUGUUAGACUGAGGGAGGAAGGGUGGGCGCUUGUGGGAAUAAUUAUUAUUAUUAUUAUCCGCCCUUCCCUUUAAGGUCCUGGGGCUGGUUACAGCAACUAAAAGACAGUACUAAGAUGAAAAGCACAGUGUUGCACAAUGUUUUAAAACAACAUAGCAAUCUCAGAAAGAAGGCAUGUCUUUAUAAAUACGUACCUCAGGUGCCAAAAGCUGGGUCAGAAGAGGUGAGGCUUCAGCAUUUACCGAAAACUAUAUUGUUAUGAUUACUUGCUGAAUUUGUUGGCUGCUUAGGGCAACCCAAUGUGUCUUGCAACCAAACAGACAACCACCACUGCUGUCCCCUGCCACAUAGAUUGAUUGAUUAAUUAAUAAAUAAUUGAAUUGAAUUGAAUUUCUGUAUCUGAGAAUCAUGUUAAAACUGAGAGGGGAAAGUACAACAACAACAACAAUAAUAGUUAUUACCCCCACCCUUUUCUCUGACAGGGAACUCAAGGCAGCUUACAGAUAAAAAUAAGAACAACUAAAGUGAAGUUGCCACACGCCCCUCAAGAGUUGCACAACUUGGGAGGGGUUUCCACAGAAAAUGCCAUCUCCUGCCUGUUGCCACCACCUUGAGCUUCUGAGGGCAGAGGAGUAGUCAAGGGGGCACCCUCUGCCAGUCUUAGGGCCCAAUAGGUCUGUAGGGAAGGAGGCGAUCAUUCAAGUAUUUGAGGAGUUUAGGGCUUUAAACACCAAUGGCCUGGUGUGUUUGUGUUUAUGUUUUUAAAUGUGUUGUUGUAAAUUGCUUGUAGGCCUUUGGGUCCAAAACUCUAGGUAUUUAUUUUAUUUUAUUUUUUAUUUACUGGUUGCUUUUUUACUGAGGUAACUCAAAGCGACUGACAUUAUGUAAGCAAACAAACACGCACAACACAAAAACAUCUAAAAGACCAUCUCUAUUGUUAAAAGGCAAGGUUGAAACAUCCCGCUCACUCAAGGAGGCCAAAUGCCUGGCAAAAAAGAAAUGUUUUUUCACCUUGCACCUAAAGCUAUGUCAUGAUGGCACCAGGCAAGCAUCCCUGGGGAGAGCGUUCCACAAGUGGGGAGCCACCAAUGAAAAGUCCCCAUUCGGUUGUGCUCCAGACUUCCUAAGAUAACAAUCACAAGGUCCAGGUCAGUUCAUAUGGGAAGAGCUAUUGGAGCCUUGAGCCACAUAAGUAGUAGUAGUGUUAUCAGUGGGUUGCAUGCAACUAAGUCCUGCUCAGGGUAGACCUGUUGAAAUGAAUAAACCUAAGGUAGCCAUGCCUAUUAUUUUCAAUGGGUCUCUGAGUAGGGCUGUCACUGGAUACAACUCAAUAAAAGUACUUUAUUAAGGUAGGCAGCUGGAAAGGAGAAGUAUGUCUCUUAAGAGCAUGUGACUUUAAAGGGGGAUUCCAUUUAUGGAAGGGAGAAGGAUGAAGGAGGCUUUGACUGAAAGGUUGCAAUUUCAUUUACUGCAAAGUGACUGCUUAAUCUUUAACUCUUCUUAGUGGUGCACAUAAAAUUACCAAAAAAAAUGAAUCAUACAAAGCAUUUUUUUAUUUUUUUUACUGUUAAGGGUGUUAUUAUUACUGAGCUAGAUGUUGAAUAAUGGAGCAAGAAGAGCAGCUGGGAGGUGGGGGCAAUAGCACAUGUGAAGGGGGUCCAUGUGGGCAGGUGGUCUGGAAAGGGACAUCAACGAUUGGAGGGGCUUGAGAUGGGCUUGUUGUUAUUAGUGGUGUUGGGAUGGCUGUGGAAUGUAAGAGGAGAUGAUUAAUGAGCAGGUGUAACUAGAAGAGACAGAGGGGAAAAUAUAUGUGGGGGUUGGAGGGAAACUAGCAAAUACAGUCAUACCUCGGGUUACAGAUGCUUCAGGUUGUGUGUUUUCGGGUUGCGCACCGCGCCUAACCUGGAAGUACCAAAAUGGGUUACCUCCGGGUUUUGGCGCGGAAGCGCUAAAUAGUGCUUUGCGCAUGCGCAGAAGCGCCGAAUUGCGAGCUGCGCAGACGCAGCGCUGCGGGUUGCGAACCCGCCUCCCUCACGGAUCACGUUCGCAACCCCCAAGCAUCCACUGUAGGUUGAGAUGGGUCUUAAAGUGUUAAAGUACAUGAGGGUGGGGGAAAGCAGCUGAGGCAAUGAACCAGGGAGGGGCAUCUGGGAGAGAGACAUUUGUGCUAUAUUCAGUUGGACUUAUUCCCAAGUAAGUGUGUAUAGGAUCGCAGCCUUAAAGAGGAAUCCGUAUAUGGAAGAGACCAGGAUUUGGGUUGAAUGAUGAUUGGCGUUUAAAGGGCACCUAUUCUUAGUGCCACUGGUGUUGAAAUGGCAUGUGUUCCUGAAUAGUUUGGGGGUGGGUUGCAUGUUAACAGAACUGAGGCAGAAGGGAAGGCAGUGAAUGGAAGGAGGGGAGCUGGAAGAGGUUUUCUUUAUGAGAGUUUAUUGUUCCAGGCAAGCAUCCUCUCUGAUCCGGGUCUCCCAGGUCACAAUGGGUCAGGGCAUCUGGCUGUUAAACCAGAAGGUUGGUGGUUUGUGCCCACCCAGGGACAGGAUUCCUUUCACUGCAUUGGACUGGAAGGCCCUUGGGGGUCCCGUCCAACGCUACAGUUCUCUGAUUAAACGUUUGAAGGAGCAAAUUCACACGAGGAAGAAAGUGUGGGGAAGAGAAUGGAGUGGUUGUGUUGGCUAAGAGAGGGCAGGAGCUGCAUCGCCAAGUAGGACGGUUCAGUCCCCAGCAUCCCCAAGUGAGGCUGGGAAUGUCCCCUGUCUGAAAUUCUGGAGAGCCUCUGUCAGUGGCUGCAGUCAAAAACCAAGCAAUGGUAUGACCUAGUUGUAAGGUAGUUUCUUAGGAAAGGUUGUGGUUAAAAGGGUAUCAUGCAGUUCAUUAGUAGAGGUGUAGAGAGAUGUGUGAGAGGCCCGGUAUAGCCCUCUGGGAAGGGUGGCUCAGAUUAAAGAGGGAGUGGUGUUAAAAGCGAGCUGGAUAGAUGGGUACCUUGCAGGGAUGGGGUUAGAAGGUAACACAGUGGGGAGUGCUGAGAAUUAAGGUAAUGUAACGCUUAAACCAGCAAGUCUUUUAUGUAAGUUGCAAGAGGACAUGAAAAAUGUACAGGAACAGAUAACCUAAGAGCAAAUGACUAGGAUCCACUGGGAGACUGGCUUGAAAUGUACUGUCUACUUUCUCAUUCCUCCAUUCUUCCUUUGGCAGAGGGGGAGAGGGAGUUUAUUUUAAUUUUAAGAUGGAUUUACUGCCUUUCUACUCUCUUAAAAGUCCACCAAGACGUUUUGCAUUAAUGCUGUAUCUAUUUUACAGUUUUAAAAGCCAGCAGUAGUGAAGCCAAAAGAAUAGCAUUGAUGAGAGCAACCAGAUAAGGCACACACAGUUGCACCCUGCUCUGCCUUUUGGAACAGAAAGGCUUUCUUAACAGUGUAAUUUCACACAUUCUUUCUUAGAGGUGCAUCUCACACAGUGUUAGAAACUAGCCAAGCGCCAGGUGUGUUUUGUGACUGGCAUGAGUCCAACUGCGACCACAUGGAGGUCUCUGGAUGCCAGGUUGGCAGCUGGGGAAAGCAACAUGUGCCUUAGAGAAGGCUCUGAAAGAUUUUCCUUGAGGCUUGUUGUAUUUUGGAUGGUUUUAUUUGAUGUAUUACUGUGUCAUCAACCACUUUAAGAUUUGUUCUGUAAACUAUAAAGCGGUAUAGAAAUGAAAUUAACAACAACAACAAAUAACUUGAUUGUAAAAGGGAAAAAAGCGACUAGACAUUCCAUUAUGGCGACCGUAACCUGGGUUUAAGGUGCCAUUUGGUGAUUAGAGUUUAUAUUGAGUUUCUGACACUGGUCCCUCUGUAUUUAGUGGGGUUUGCUCUGAGGACAUGGUUCAGUGGUAGAGCACAUGCUUUGUAUGUUGAGUAUCCUGGGUACUACACCUGAUCUUUCCGGGUAGGAAUAGGAAAUAUUACCAUGGAGAGCUGCUGCCAGUUGAUGUAGAAUACCUUGUAGAGCCUUAUUUUAUUUGUUUAUUAUUUCUUAAAUUUCUAUGCCGCCCUUCAUCCAAGGAGCAAAGGGCAGUUAAAAGGCCAUAGGUGGUUUAAUUUAUCAAAGGCCUGGGAGAAAAGGACUCUUUGCCUAGUGCCUAAAGAUACGUAAUGAAGGUACCGGGUGAGCUUCCCUAGGAAGAGCAUUCCACAAAUGGGGAGCCACCGCAGCCCCCUUUUGUGGAGGGGGCAUGUGACAAAGAUGGUGAUCACAGGGUCUGCUCCCAUCAUACCUGACCAUUGGCCAUGCUGACUAAGGUUGAUGGAAGUUGGAGUCCAGCAAGAUCUGGAGGGCCACAGGUUCCCAGCCCUGGGGUUGUAUUAGCUAGAUCAGGCAUAGGCAACCUUGGCCCUCCAGAUGUUUUGGGGCUACAAUUCCCAUCAUCCCUGACCACUGGUCCUGUUAGCUAGGGAUCAUGGGAGUUGUAGGCCCAAAAAACGUCUAGAGGGCCGAGGUUGCCUAUGCCUGAGCUAGAUGGACCUGUGGCCUGGCUCAGUGUAAGAAAGCUUCAUACGUUCUUAGGAUUUCAGUUUCUUUUUCUUCCUUUUUUUAGAAGCUUACUGGAGUAAGUUGGCAGAAUGAGCAACCUUAGGUAGGAGGUCACAGCAAUAGAAAAGGCCUAGCUUAUCAUCUGCUAUAAAUUGUCGUUGGAAAACAGUUCAGGACUUCUCUGAAUACAAAUGGUGUCAAACCUUAUGGAACAUUGCAUUGUAAACAUUACUCUUCCAUUUAAACUGCUUAGGGGUCAAGACUUGCUGGGCUCCGUUUAUAUCAUCUGGUACAUCUUUAUUGAACAUCUAACAAAAAACAUCCUUACAGUACAUCGAGAGUAUGUUGGUAGAUAUGGAUGAUGUUAACUUCUGGCUUUGGACCUUUGGACUUUCUGUUGGUAAUAAUGUCUUUUGUGCGUAUCUUAAAAGGUCUCGGGCAGUGAAAAAGAUCUCAUUUGUAGUAUGUUUUUACCUGGUUAAACUUUUGCAUUUUUUGUUUUAUUGUGAUAUGGCAGGCAUUUAAUCACAAUGAAAAUGAAGGAAAAGCCCUGCUUUUCAUAACUUACAGCUACCCUGAUAACUUACAGCUAACCUGAUAACUGAUAACCAAAGGGCCGGAUUAAGCGCCCAAAACAAACUUUGGACUGCCUGGUCUAUAUAAUUCCUACUGUGGGGCGUAUGGGGUGUUAGGGGAGGGGGUAGUACCUCUGGGUAGUGCUCCUUCUGGGGUCUUUUAUCCACCUUUGAUCCUCACUCUGUACUCAGCUGUUACCUGCAGCUCCUCGAAGCUGUCAGCAGGCAACAGUGGCCACAGUCCCGAGAAAUGGCUUCAUUGUUGUUUAGUCAUGUCCGACUCUUCAUGACCCCAUGGACCAGAGCACGCCAGGCACUCCUGUCUUCCACUGCCUCCCGCAGUUGGGUCAAACUCAUGCUGGUAGCUUCGAGAACACUGUCCAACAAUCUUGUCCUCUGUCGUCCCCUUCUCCUUGUGCCCUCAACUUCUCCCAGCAUCAGGGUCUUUUCCAGGGAGUCCUCUUCUCAUGAGGUGGCCAAAGUAUUGGAACCUCAGCCUCAGGAUCUGUCCUUCCAGUGAGCACUCAGGGCUGAUUUCCUUCAGAAUGGAUAUGAUCUUCUUGCAGUCCAUGGGACUCUCAAGAGUCUCCUCCAGCGCAUCCCGUAUUUUUCGCUCUAUAGGAUGCACUUUUUCCCUCCAAAAAUGAAGGGAAAAUCUGUGUGCAUCCUAUGGGGUGAAUACAGGCUUUCGCUGAAGCUUGGAGAGCGAGAGAGGUCGGUGCGCACCAUCCCGCUGUUCCUCGACCUGGUUUUGAGGCUGCUGCUGGGGAGAAGCCCCUUUAUUUCCCCCCCCCAAAAAACUAGGUGCGUCCUAUGGGCGACCAUGGACAAAAUACGGUAAUUCAAAAGCACCCAUUCUUCAGCGAUCAGCCUUCUUUAUGGUCCAGCUCUCACUUCCAUACAUCACUACUGGGAAAACCAUAGCUUUAACUAUACGGGCCUUUGUUGGCAAGGUGAUGUCUCUGCUUUUGAAGAUGCUGUCUAGGUUUGUCAUUGCUUUUCUCCCAAGAAGCAGGUGUCUUAAUUUCGUGACAGCUGUCACCAUCUGCAGUGAUCAUGGAGCCCAAGAAAGUAAAAUCUCUCACUGCCUCCAUUUCUCCCCCUUCUAUUUGCCAGGAGGUGAUGGGACCAGUAGCCAUGAGCUUAGUUUUUUUGAUGUUGAGCUUCAGACCAUAUUUUGCGCUCUCCUCUUUUACCCUCAUUAAGAGGUUUUUUAAUUCCUCCUCACUUUUUGCCAUCCAAGUUGUGUCAUCUGCAUAUCUGAGGUUGUUGAUAUUUCUUCCGGCAAUCUUAAUUCCAGUUUGGGAUUCAUCCAGUCCAGCCUUUUGCAUGAUGAAAUGGGAAUGGGGUAGAGGAAGUCAAAAAGUGAGUUGAAGGCAAGGGCCAUAGCACAGAGGUAGAGUAUCUCUGACUUGCAUGGAGAAGGUCCUGGGUUCAGGGUUCAGGUCGGGCUGAAAUCCUAUGCUGCUGCUACCCGUCAGAACAAUACUGAGCCAACUAGACCAAUAGUCUGACUCAGUACAAGGUAGCUUUAUAGGUUCCUAAGAGAGGAUUAUGUGGGAAAUGCUUGUCUAGAGAAUUGUCAUGAGUGUGACGAAGGGUUAGCUUUGGCAGAGGGGCUGGGUACAUUGAAGAGGGUUGCCUUGGAGCGAGAAUCGUUUCCAGGGAUCCAAAUGUAGGCUUUGCAUUCCGACUUCAGAGAAUCAGAUUUUCUGGGGAGGCAGUUGGUGUAGAAAGUGAGAUCUGAUCAGGAAGCCCAGACAAUGGAGUUGAGGGCUGCUUCUUAGGAAGAAUAAAUUCGACCUGUGCAGAAGAGCUGCUGCUGCUGUGGGAAUUUCAGAAUGCACCCUUAAUGCACAAAACGCACAAGGAGGGUGUACUGGAGAGUAAGGCUCAACUGGCAGCAGUUGGGCAAGAAAAGGGGGGUAAAAGGCGCUCUCUCCAAAACAGCUUUCCUUCACCACAAUGCGUAACGUAGGAUCACCUUUACACCUUCAUGCCAUUGUUAGAAAGUGGUUUGCAACUCAGCACACUUAGCUGGAGAGAGAUCGCUGAGUUUCCUUACAUGUUGUCUUGCUAGAUAAGCCCCUUCAGGAAUACUACCAAAUAAGUUGAUAGUGCUUCAGUUUCCUAGGAGUCAGCCCUGAAUAGUUAGAAGCCAAUCUCACAUCUCCCUAGACUCCCUAGACUCUGGCAGCACAGUUUUCAGGGUCAUGACAACAUAGAGUGAUUUGCUAUGGUAGUUUAUGUGCAGGGCCCAGGGGAUUAAUCUAUGGCCAGCAAAUAGUCUCACUUCUCAGGCUUUGGUAGAAGCAGCGGGACAGACUGGGAAUCCUGGGAGACUCAACAGUUUCCUCCCGUCUUUCCUUGAAGAGCACAUCUUGUUGACCUCCAGAAGAAACUGGAAGAACUGGAACUGGAUGAACAGCAGAAGAAACGGUUGGAGGCUUUUCUCACCCAGAAGGCCAAAGUUGGAGAGCUGAAAGAUGACGAUUUCGAGAGGAUUUCUGAGCUGGGAGCCGGUAAUGGUGGAGUGGUCACCAAAGUACAACACAAACCCUCAGGGCUAAUCAUGGCACGGAAGGUGAGGAGGAGGAGGAGGAGGAGGGUGAUGUCUCAUCCUGUGUGACCAAAUGUUUGGGGGCAUCUGCAGAGGUGGCAAGAAACAGUUGAGCCAUAACCAGUAAAUCUGUGAUGAGAAUUCUGUGGGGGCGAGCCAAAUCUAGCAGGCACGUAGCCUGAGCUGUCACUAGCCACCUCAUUUAAUGCACCUUGGUUUAGGAACAGCUUCGUUUAUAAACAACUUGGAUUAAGAACGCUGCAGACCCGGAAGUAGGUGUUUUGGUUUGUGAACUUUGCCUUGGAAGCAGAGCACGUUGAGUGUGUUCCAUUUGUAAACUGAGUCUCCAGCUGCUAUGGGAAAGCACGCCUUGGUUUAAGAACACUUUGGUUUAAGAAUGGACUUCUGGAACGGAUUAAGUUCGUAAACCAAGGUACCACUGUAUUAAAGCUUCUGGGCUAGCUUGAAAAGAUUUGAAUUUGUAUCUUUCUAGUGUCUUUAAUCAGUUUGUUUGUUCGUUGUACAGGGCCCCCCAUCAGUGAAGCACAUAUAAGCCUCCCCUCCUGCCCUGUUAUGCCCCUGUUCUGCCUACUUCCGGGUCCAAAAGGACCCAUGUGCCAGCAUUUGCGUGUCAAUUGGAUGCACCUAUAAUGGUCGCCUUCUGUAUCUAUAUAUUGCAUCCCCCAAAAUGAGCUUGUCAGGGUAGCAUACAAUGGUUCGCCUUCCUUGAGUUUGCCUUCUCUGCAAUCUCAUGGAAUAUGUUUGGCUGAGAUAAGAGUGAGUGGCUCACUUCAUAGCUGGGUGGGGACUUGAAUGCAGACCUGGUCUGACACUUUAACUUCUUGUCCUGUUUUCUUUUACACACACACCUGUCUCUAAAUUCAGGUAGGUAGCCGUGUUGGUCUGACACAGUUGAAAUAAAAAAAUAAUAAUUGUCCAGCAGUACCUUAGAGACCAACUAAGUUUGUUCUGGGUAUAACAUGCACGCGAAAGCUCAUACCCAGAACAAAUUUAGUUGGUCUCUUAAGGUGUCACUGGACAAUUUUUUAUUUACCUGCCUCUCAAAAUUGCCAUGACACGUUUGGUGCAAUACAGCCAAUACACUUUUUCCCCAUCAGUCCUCCUUCAGUUUGUUGGCUUUCCCCCCGUGGUGAACCAUUCCUGAAACAACUUAUAGUUUCCCCCCUCUUCUUCCCACGGUUUGCAAUUGGUGUUGUUCAGCUGUCUAAAAAAGGGGCUGGAGUUUCUCUUUAAAGUGCCUUUGGGUGGCAAUAUGGAAAUACAGUGGUACCUCAGGUUACAUACGCUUCAGGUUACAGACUCCGCUAACCCAGAAAUAGUGCUUCAGGUUAAGAACUUUGCUUCAGGAUGAGAACAGAAAUCGUGCUCCAGCGGUGGGGCAGCAGCAGGAGGCCCCAUUGGCUAAAGUGGUGCUUCAGGUUAAGAACAGUUUCAGGUUGAGUACGGACCUCCGGAAUGAAUUAAGUUCUUAACCCGAGGUACCACUGUAGUUCUUGGUGCAGCCUUUUAUCCCCUUUGUUCCUUCAUUCCCCACCCACUCCCUCUUCUCCCCACAGCUGAUUCACCUGGAGAUCAAGCCUGCCAUCCGAAACCAGAUAAUCCGCGAGCUCCAGGUGCUUCACGAGUGUAACUCUCCAUACAUUGUGGGUUUCUAUGGCGCCUUCUACAGCGAUGGGGAGAUAAGCAUCUGUAUGGAGCAUAUGGUAAGUGUUGUUUUUCUCUCCCACCUUCUUAAGCAAGACAGAUACCCUGUUCAGCACCAGUCAGAGCAUCAACCUCUGACUGUAGCUAAUCCUUCAUUGAAUGUGUAGCAAUUCUUGUGUUUCCCUCUGGGUUUCCUCAUUGGCUGCUUGUUGCGUGCCUGGCACUCCAUGUCUUUUUAAAAAAUUCCACUCUUAAUUAUAUAACCCUGAAGAUGUUCCUAGUGCGGGUGGGGGGUGGGGGGAGGGAAUUAAAAUCCUAGCUGCCAGCACCAUGUUAUUUUUCUAGAAGCAAGCCUUGCGCAGAAUGAAGAGAAUGUCUCUGAUUCGCAGACACCAGCAAUAACCUUGGGGGGCUAAAAUAGGGGCCAGUGUGUUUUCCAGUCUUGACUCUUGCUUAUACCUGUAACCAGGUUCUUUCGCCAUUUGAUCAAGCCAUAUCUCUCCCCUUCUUGUAAAGGUCUUGGGAACCUUGUGGGAGUGGCUAUUCACAUAUGAACCUCCCUGAUGCUUAAGGUCAGCUGGGGAGUCCCUAAUUCAAGUUCCAGCUUGUUCAGAGACCAGAUCAGUUUCUGCAAGAAGUGGUGUCUUCUCAAAUUGCCGUUUCAGAGGUUUGGUAUGCACUUCUGUGGGCUGUAUUUGUGAUCUCUCAAUACAUUCUGCAGACAAGAGCGAACUUUACCUUGUCAACUUUUUUGUGAGGCAAGAUCAGGGCCAUCUGCUACAUUCUCUCUCUCUCUUUCAGAUUGUGCAUUUUUAGCUUGGUUUAAUUUAAGAAUCGUAACACAGCAGAGAUUUGUAUAAAGUAAUGUAUUCUGUGGGCAAAGUGGAUAAAAUAGAAUGUUUGAGAAUCGCCCUGGCUUGCUUACAUGUCUUCAGUGUUGUGAGGCAUUGAUUUAGUGGAUGGCAAAGGACGCCGGUGCUUUAUUUUAUUUUCUUAAGAUACGUGUCCCACCUCUCAAUCAAAAUAAUGGCCAAGAUGGCUUACUCAUACACAUAUAUGCAUACACAAGUGGGUUUCUUUUAAUGAUAGGCAGAACUAAGAUCAGCUAUGAAACAAAGGUCAAAAUUAGUCCCUUCAUUCUGUUAAGAGAAAGAGAUAUAAUAAUAAUAAUUUAUUAUUUAUACCCCGCCCAUCUGGCUGGGUUUCCCCAGCCACUCUGGGCGGCUUCCAACUGAAUAUUAAAAACAGUACAGCAUCAGACAUUAAAAACUUCCCUAAAGAGGGCUGCCUUCAGUUGUCUUUUAAAAGUAAAAUAGGUGUUUAUUGCCUUGACAUCUGCUGGGAGGGCGUUCCACAGGGCAGGCGCCACUACCGAGAAGGCCCUCUGUCUGGUUCCCUGUAACCUUACUUCUGGCAAUGAGGGAACCGCCAGACGGCCCUCGGCGCUGGACCUCAGUGUCCGGGCUGAACGAUGGGGGUGGAGGCGCUCCUUCAGGUAUACAGGACCGAGGCCGUUUAGGGCUUUAAAGGUCAGCACCAACACUUUGAAUUGUGCUCAGAAACAUACUGGGAGAGAACGUACUGGGAGAGAGAAGCAUUUGGCUUGUAAUGAGGUAACUUGGGUGCCAGGCAAAUAUGCUUAGGAUGGGUAUUCUGUAUUCGGAAAUGCCACAGCAGGAAAAAGCAACACCCUUGUUCCUGCGAGCAACUUGCCUAUCCUGAGGGUGAGGUCAGAGCCUUGCUUGCAGAUCUCUACAAAUAGGCCGGUUCUUGCAGUAGACAUUGAGAGAUGUUGGCCAGUUGUGUCAACCGUAAGGCAAGUGCAGAUCUAGUGCAGGAUCUGGCAGCGAGAGGGGGGUCAUCUCCCUAUUGCUUUGGUUCCUUUUACAUAGUUUACGGGAGCUGCUGCCAUUUGAGAGCCAGUGUGGUGUAGUGGUUAAGAGCGGUAGUCACGUAAUCUGGGGAACCGGGUUCGCGUCUCCGCUCCUCCACAUGCAGCUGCUGGGUGACCUUGGGCUAGUCACAUUUCUUUGAAGUCUCUCAGCCCCACUCACCUCACAGAGUGUUUGUUGGGGGGGAAGGAAGGAAAAGGAGAUUGUUAGCCGCUUUGAGACUCCUGAAGGGGAGUGAAAGGCGGGAUAUCAAAUCCAAACUCCCUUCUUCUUCUUCUUCUUCUUCUUCUUCUUUCUUCUUCUUCGUGACUUGUUCGGUGGUCACUGGUAUGCUGUGAAUUCUGCAUUUUGCCAAAUUUAAGUGACACAGAAAUAAUAUGCUGCCUGAGCCACAACGGGCAACUGUUAUUAGUAGUAAUGGUAUUAGUAGUAAUGGCAGCAACAGCAUUUAGACCAGGCAUAGGCAAACUCGGCCCUCCAGAUGUUUUGAGACUACAAUUCCCAUCAUCCCUGACCACUGGUCCUGUAGGUAGGAAUGAUGGGAGUUGUAGUCCUAAAACAUCUGGAGGGCCGAGUUUGCCUAUGCCUGAUUUAGACUUAUCAGUUGCUUGUUACCCAAAGGUCUCCAAGCAAACCACAACACAUAUAAAAACAUAAAUACAUUAUACCAUUAAUAAGUUAUGCAAAACAUUAGCUAAAUAGUAAACAGAUUGAUAGGGACGCGGGUGGCGCUGUGGGUUAAACCACAGAGCCUAGGGCUUGCUGAUCAGAAGGUCGGCGGUUCGAAUCCCCGCCACGGGGUGAGCUCCCGUUGCUCGGUCCCUGCUCCUGCCAACCUAGCAGUUCGAAAGCACGUCAAAGUGCAAGUAGAUAAAUAGGUACCACUCCAGCAGGAAGGUAAACGGCGUUUCCGUGCGCUGCUCUGGUUCGCCAGAAGCAGCUUAGUCAUGCUGGCCACAUGACCUGGAAGCUGUACACCAGCUCCGUCGGCCAAUAAAGCGAGAUGAGCGCCGCAACCCCAGAGUCGGUCACGACUGGACCUAAUGGUCAGGGAUCCCUUUACUUUUAAACAGAUUGAUACAGAACAUCAACAAUUCAUGGAACACACACACACACACACACACACACACACACACAGAUGCAAAAACAACCCCCCUAAACAACCACAGGAAGUUUUAGGGGCCUGCUAAUUGCAGAACUAACUCGGGUCAGUCCAUCAGACGCCUGGGAAGCAAGGUCAGCCUUUACCUGUUGUUGAGUCACAAUUGAAAAUGCCCUUUCCCUUGUCACUGUGCGGAAAAAAGGUGUCAAAAGGUCCCCCUUCCUGAGGAAGUAUACUGAUUCGAGGUAUAAAAAUGCUUGAGAAGAAAAGUUUCAAUUAGUAAAAUCUGGCUGCGGCUGGGGAGUACGUACAGCAUGUACCUUUGCACUAUGCCUGUGUCUGGGGAAGAGAUGGGUUAGCACUCUGCCUUCAUACAGGAAUGCCUGGCUUGCGCGGGGUGUGAACUGUGGUUAUGGCCAAUAUCUUACUUUAUGUCAGCUGGUCUCUUUUCCUCUGAGUUUAGGAUGGAGGUUCCCUAGAUCAGGUUUUGAAAGAAGCCAAGAGAAUUCCUGAGGAUAUCUUGGGGAAAGUCAGCAUAGCGGUGAGUAUGCUGUUGCCUUCCUCUUAAGAAAGAAAAAAAAAGCUUGUUUAAAGAAAAUAGGCUCAGCUUUGCGGCAUUCGGGAGCCAAAAUGUUUGAGAACUAAGCUGUUCAAAACCAAAGUACAAUUGUAUUAGCAGCUCAGUUCUGAUGAAGUAGAGAAGGAUAACAAUUCUUCCCCCCUUGCUUACAGGGUGUCUAAAAAUAACCAGUUGCCUUCGUACUUCUUCUCUAAAUGAAAGGCGUUGCGUGAAUUACUUUAACAAUAAUUAAUAACCACUUUUCAGGAACAAAGGUUCAUCGAGUUUGUCGGCUGCUCUUCCUUACCUUAAACUGUUGAAACUGAUCAGGCAAUAAAAGUGAAACUCUUGUGAUGGUUUUGAGGGCUCCCUCCUUUAACAUGGAAGAGAACUUCCCCAAAUGGGGGGGGGGGGGAAUUGCCUUUAUCAAAUGUCAGUCCUGCUCAAGGGUAGGCCCCUUUGAUGGACAUGACUAAUUUGGCUCCAUUAAUUUCAAGGUGAGUGUCAGUCAAUCAAGUGGAUUAGGUGACCAAAUGCAGGUUAUAGUCAAAGGAGAACAAAAAAUGGGCAAUGAUGGAUGAAAAGCAGGGCAAUUGUUGAGGUGGCAAGACCCAAGCAUAGAUCUAGAGUGGGGGCUCAGAGAAACGUAAAUUCCCAUGAAAGGUUCUGGCCCAAACAGAAUGAAAUGAGAGGGGAGGAAUGGGGAAGGAGCAGAAACAUCAAAUACGUCUGCCCCUCAAGCCCCACUCAAAAUUUUGGAGUGGGAACCUGAACAUAAUUGGAUCUGGUUAUUUCUGGACCAGCCAGUAUGGUGAGAGGGAACCAGUCAGUCCAUGGAGGGAGAAAAGGUGGUACAGCCUCCCUUCCUCUUUGCAAUCUGUGCAUUGGCCAACACUUGGCAGCCUUUGUCUUCCUUGAUCCAGAAGAGCCUGAUUUCCACCCUGCAAAGCCUUCAGCUUUCCAAAUCCUCAUGGUGCCCUGACCUUUUCCUUCUCCUCUCUUCUCCUCUUCCCGCCCCCGCCACAUCACCAGGUUCUGCGAGGAUUGGCUUACUUACGAGAGAAGCACCAGAUCAUGCACAGAGGUGAGUGAGCAGCUGGAACACAGGGAAAGCUCUGCGAGGGUCUUUUGUGCCGAGGGAACCCAGAUUCCACAAGCGCAGUGGACAUACGUAGACUUGGUUUCAACGCUUAUUGUGCCUCGAGGCGUUGACUUUGCAAACCACUCUCUUUCUGGAGCUCCAUUUUGACUUGAUUCAGGCUUGGAAACAACCAAGCGAGCACCGUCGUGCCAGAACAUGCCAAGGAUUCCUUGGUUACAUCCCACUUGCUCUCUACAAUUAACAGACAGGAGGGUAUCUGAAUUGCACAUUCAUUUGGACAUCAGGAAUAACGGGGCCUCAACUGAGUCCUGGGAGCGAGUUUGGGAAGGGUGGAUGCUAAGCCGUUUUGCUCCAGCUGUAUGUGUGAUUCGAAGACCGCCAGUACUUCCAUGAGUGUUGGGUUGAGGUACAGUUGCCAGGAGGCCAUACUGAUUGGCAGCAGCUCUCAAAGGCCUCUCUCCCACCCCUGCCACUUUCCAUUCUGAGUUGCUGGGUGUUUAUCUUUUUUUUUUGUUUUUUUUUAAUGAUUUUUAUUAAGGUUUCAGUAAAAAGUUAAACAGAAAAACAUAAAAAAGAAAUACACAAAUACACAGUACAUAAUCCAAAGAAGAAAAAAGCACAGAAAACAAAAAACAAAAAAAAAACCAAAAAAAAUUAAAAACAAUAUCACCUUUUCAUUUCCGUUUUUAAAUUUACUUAUUUUCUGGACCUCCUCAUACCUCCCUCUUUUGUAUUCCAGUUCAAAUUGUUUGUCCAGCAAUUUCUUUCCCACUUUUUUAAUCCCAAUCUUUAAUCUUAAUAUAAUAUAGCAUUAAAAUUUUACCUCUUAAAUACCAAAUUUCCAUUUCCUUAAACUUCUUUAAUCCUAAUCUUUAAUCUUAGUCUAUCUAUAACUUUAAAACUGGGUGUUUAUCUUUGAAAAGGCCCUGGUUGCUUUGCCGGACUUCAGUGCUUCCAAAAUUCAAUCAGACGCAGCCUUCCUAGGUGUCCUGCUGCCCUCCGGGUGUUCUCAGACUCCAACUUCCAUCAACCCCAACUAACUUUCCCAGUGGACAGAGAUGAUGGCAGAAGUAGUCUGACAACAUAUGGAGAACACCAGGUUGAAGAAAAUUGUUGAAUAGCCGCGAUGGCUAGGAAAUUGCAUUCAUUCAUUCAUUCGUUUUCAUUAAAAACAAAAACAGAAAGCUGAAUGCUCUGAGGGUGUGUAGAACCUUCACUAAGGGCUGCCCCCCCCCAUUGCUUGAAUUGCACACACUCUGACAUUCCCCUCCUUUCAGUCUUUUCUCUCAAAAAUCUAUUUUCAGAUGUGAAGCCUUCUAACAUCUUGGUGAAUUCCCGGGAGAGAUUAAGCUCUGUGAUUUUGGAGUCAGCGGCCAGCUCAUCGACUCCAUGGCGAAUUCCUUCGUGGGCACUCGCUCCUAUAUGUCUGUAGGUCCCUUUGCUGUGUUUGUUGUGCCACCUUUGGUUUGUGUGUGUGUGUGUUUUGCAUCAGAAGUGGGUGGCUCCUAAGGUGAUAGGUUUGAGCAGCACCCAGUUGGGGGCUUGGAGAACCGGCGGCCCCCACCAGGUGGCAUUGGACUCUCAUCAGCCCUAGUUCAGCCCAGCCCAAUGGAUAGGGAUAAUGGGAGUUGCAGCCUGUAAAGUCCAACUAAUGGGGUUUUUUAAAAAUUAAAAAAUGCCCCCCUCCAAAAAACCCCCAAACUCUAGUAUUUAUGUUUUUAAGCUUUUCUCCCCAAUCCAAAUGGGCUGUGGAUUCCCUGCCUAUGGAUUUUAUUUUCAUAAGGACUUUUUGAGAAUUGAGAAGGAUCUGUGGAAGCCCCAUGGUGUUUAUAGUAUGCUGUAGGUGAAGAUGGUCGAAGUUUGUCAGCUCAAGGCUGUCUAAUAAAUGGCGGGUAAGUUCAUUCGGAAUGAAUACGAUGGUACUAAAACAGAGGUGGUGAAACAACAGCAAAGUGUGGAUUGGGUGGACAGUUGACCCACAGGGGUUCGGUUUCAAGGGUAAUAUAUAUGCACGGAAAUCGUGUAAACCCAAAAUUGUGUUACCAUAAUUGGAGCCACCCCAUGGCUAGCCAGUGUAUCUUCUAUAAGGCAAAUGGGGAGGGGAGGAGAGGGAGAGAAUCUUUGGCAGCCCCAGAGCUGCUUGGCACUACAAAAACAGGUUUUAAGCUCCUGGCUUUGCUUCCUGCGCUAGGCAUGCCAUCUCUGUUACUGCUGGGGGUGCUCUCAUGAGAUCGCGCAGGAUAAUCCAACUUCCCACAGGAUCCCGUAGGUGCACCCUCACCUUCCCCACAUGUCGUUAGAAUCACGCAAGUUAAAAUAUGCUUAGGAUGCGGGCAUACUGUAUUGGCGGGGAGAAGAGAGUCAUAUUUAAGAACACUUGCCACGGUUACAUUGCAAUAAGCAGAAACAGCGUGCUGCUGAGGAAUACAAAUAGUACCUCCAACGUUAGUGAUGGACGACGCAAAGUAAGAGAUUCUUCACUGACCACUUAGGGGGUAGAAUUAAACGUCCUGAUCCCAAACUGUAGUGCAGUUCCCAUUCUUAAUAUUUGCUUCCGCAAAGGAAAAAGAAGAAAGGAGGUCUUUUCAGUAACUGGCUAUGAUGAUGGGUUUCUUCUUUGGGUGGUGAGCUCUUCUGCCUUUUUACUGGCAUUGCAAUUCUGAAAGCUGGGGCUGCCUUAAUUCCAAAAUUCUCUUUAUUUCUCCUUCAUCCGGACUAGGCAACAGGCUGCAAAGUACCAUUUCAAGUCAGGCUUGAGGUUGGUUGUUGUUCAAGCCUGAACUAACCCACCUCUCUUGUUUUGACCGCUUGCAGCCAGAGCGCUUACAAGGUACUCACUAUUCGGUCCAGUCCGAUAUCUGGAGCAUGGGCCUCUCUCUGGUGGAGCUGUCGAUUGGAAGGUAUCCCAUCCCUCCGCCAGAUGCCAAGGAACUGGAAGCGAUAUUCGGCCGCCCCGUGUUCGAUGGGGCAGAAGGGGAAUCUCACAGCAUCUCACCACGGCCCAGGCCCCCAGGACGCCCUGUUAGCGGUAGGCAUUGUAUGAGGACGGGGGGGGGGGGAGAGGUGUUGUUGACGGUCAAGUUUUAGUCACUGGGACUUGUUUCCCACUGCAGGGUGCAAGAGCGAAACCGGGUCUGAUCGCUCUAGGUUAGCGUUGCCAAGUUAAUUUGGACCAGACGAAGGAGCCCUGACAGUGGCCUCCCGAAAACCUCUGUGAGGUCUUGAGGCAGUUCAGUGUAUUGGUUAGAGCAGGUGUGGGGAGCAUCUGCCCCUCCCCAGUGUUGCUAUAUUAUUAUUAUUUACUGGAUUUAUAUACAGUGGUACCUCAGGUUACAUACGCUUCAGGUUGCAGACUCCGCUAACCCAGAAAUAGUGCUUCAGGUUAAGAACUUUGCUUCAGGAUGAGAACAGAAAUCAUGCUCCGGCGGCACGGCAGCAGCAGGAGGCCCCAUUAGCUAAAGUGGUGCUUCAGGUUAAGAACAGUUUCAGGUUAAGAACGGACCUCCGGAACGAAUUAAGUACUUAACCUGAGGUACUGCUGUAGUGCCCUAUACCCAGGGGUCUCAGGGCGGUUCGCAGAAUAAAAUCAAGGUAUAAAACCACAAUAAUAAAAAUUAAAACAACAACCCAAUAGCACCCCUCUCCCUCAAAAAACACAUUUUAAAGGGGCAUAGGAUGUAAAUCGGAUCAACCAAGGGCCUGGUUAAAAAGGAAUGUUUUUGCCUGGCGCCUAAAGGUGUAUAAUGAAGGCGCCAGGCGAACUUCCCUGGGGAGAGCAUUUCACAGACAGGGAGCCACUGCAGAGAAGGCCCCGUUCUCGUGUUGCUACCCUCUGAACCUCUCGAGGAGGAGGCACCUGAAGGAGAGCAUCGGAAGAUGGUCUCAGGGUCCGUAUGGGUUCAUCUGGAAAGAGGUGGUCUUUGAGGUAUUGUGGUCCUGAGCCAUUUCAGGCUUUAUAGGUCAAAACCAGCACUUUGAAUUGGACCCGGAAACUAACCAGUGCAGUCAGACCAGGAUCGGUGUAAUAUGCUCAAACUGUCUUGCUCCGGUGAGCAACCUGGCAGCUGAAUUCUGCUGAAGUUUCCGAACUGUCUUUAGAGGCAGCCCUAUGUAUAAUUCAUUGCAUCAAUCUAUAUUGCUAUUUCCACCCUGGUCAUGCUUGCUAGGACUGAUGGAAGGUGUAGUUCAGCAACAUCUGGAGGGCAGUAAACCUCCAAUCAGCCAUAAAGGUCACUGGGUGACAUUUGGCCCAUCACUAUCUUUUAUCCUAACCUACAUAAAAGUGGAGGAAGAAUGAGAUCCUUGAAAGAAAGCCAAAAUAUAAAUGUAUUAAUGGUAGAGGUAGCUUGCCCCCGUCGCCCCUAAUAUCUGGUAAUAGGAACUCCCUGCCCUCAAGCAUAGGGGGUUGUAUCCAGCUAACUCCUACUCAGAGUCAAUCUCUUGAAAUUAAUGGACCUAAAUUAGCCAUGUCCAUUAAAACUGAGCGAAUCUGUUCUGAGUAGCCAUGAAUAGAAGGAAUAGGUCUAAUUUAAACAUGCCUUGAGGGCUCUUUUUAAUAGUCUGCUCCGCUCCCCAAACGGACGUUGCACACAAAUAUUAUAGCAACCACAAAGGUAUAAUGUGUACAGCUUGCGUCAGUAAAUUCAGAUUUAAUACUCAAAAGCCGACCACAGUUACCUGUGCCGGAGGGAAUUUUGCGGGCCUUCAUGUACAGCUCUUAACCACUGGCUAGAGUCACUUCAAAAAUUUCCUUUCCUUAAUGGUUGUGCAAACAAAGUUGCCAGUUAGGCAGCUCUUUAAGUGUAAAUGUACUUUGCUUGAUUAGCCAGGAGAGAGCUUGGUUUGGGUAUGCUUCCAGUUGAGACAAACCCAUGCAAUAUAAUCAUUAUUAAUUGGCUUAUUUAUAUGCCACAUUCUUCUACAAACCUCUCUCGUGUUUACUCUUGGCCUUUUCCCUGCCAGCACUGGGGGCAUCUUAUGUCCCUGUCAAGGUAGUAUUUUAAGGCUCCUGAGCAGCGCAUCGUUUGUAAGAUUUCCUCCCAAAGGGUGUGUGUGAGAGAGAGGCUAGGACCACCUCCAAUUAGACAAAGAGCGAACGCAAGUUGGGUUGCAGCCGAAGCCUUGUACAGUGGUAUCUCGGGUUACAGACGCUUCAGGUUACAGACUCCGCUAACCCAGAAAUAGUACCUCGGGUUAAGAACUUUGCUUCAGGACGAGAACAGAAAUCGCGCAGCGGUGGCAGCGGGAGGCCCCGUUAGCUAAAGUGGUGCCUCAGGUUAAGAACGGACCUCCGGAACGAAUUAAGUUCUUAACCCGAGGAACCACUGUAGUUCCGCUUCUGCAGUGCGACUCCACCUUCUCUUCUUUCCCCAGCACAGCCCCCCGAUCCACUCUGGGGGGUCUCCCCACCCUUCAGAAAAGAUAUUGAGGGUGCCAGGUGGCACACCCCCCCGCCCAUUCAGGGGAGAGGAUGGGGAAGUUCAAUUGCAGAAGACCGCUGUUCCAGAACUGCCGUGUUCAAUGCAACCCUCUUAUUCCACACCGUCAUGGAGUAGGAGAGCUUGGGGGGGGGGUCAUAUCUGACAACCAAUAUGCCUCUUUGGUUUCAGAUGGCACAUGGGUAGGUAAAGGUAAAGGGACCCCUGACCAUUAGGUCCGGUUGUGACCGACUCUGGGGUUGCGGUGCUCAUCUCGCUUUAUUGGCCAUGGGAGCCGGCAUACAGCUUCCGGGUCAUGUGGCCAGCAUGACUAAGCCGCUUCUGGCGAACCAGAGCAGCGCGCGGAAAUGCCGUUUGCCUUCCCGCCAGAGCAGUACCUAUUUAUCUACUUGCACUUUGACGUGCUUUUGAACUGCUAGGUGGGCAGGAGCAGGGACCGAGCAACGGGAGCUCACCCCGUCACGGGGAUUGGAACCGCCAACCUUCUGAUCGGCAAGUCCUAGGCUCUGUGGUUUAACCCACAGCGCCACCCAUGUCCCUUCAUGGGUAGGUAGAUUAGUCUAAAAAAGGGGUCAGCAAACUUUUUCUGCACGGGGCUGGUCCACUGUCCCUCAGACCUUGUGGAGGGCUGGAGUAUUUUUUAAAAAACUGGAUUCCUAUGCACACUGCGAGGGGGGCAAGUAGUCCUCCUCCUCACCCACGCCCAGCCACCUUCUCGGUUUGCCGCCUGCCUCAUUCACUGAAGGGCUGGCGGUGGUGGCGUAUCCAUUUAGCGUUCUCCCAAUUUUCUUACACCACAGCCCCCAGUACACAUCAUCUCUCUUCCUAAACCCUCAUCUAGCCAGGCAGCAAAAGCCUUGUGUGCGUCGUGACAAAUGCUUGUUGACGGGGAGCUGUUAAGUAGCGCAGCUUUCCCAAGUGCGCUGUCCCCAGGAGAAGGCUGUAUGGUUUGUGUCCAUAUGUUGCACAUACGCACCACCGUUGUGUGGUGUCCAGCCAAGUUUUACGCCGAGCAGAAGAUAAAGUAAAGCGCAGGUAUAAACAUGAAGAAGACCUGCAGAAGGGACAUGGAAAAGACUUAAGAGCCUCGGAUAGAAGGUCACCAGGUUGAUGGACUAGAUGGAAGGGAUAGAAAGGACUGAUAAAACCAGAGACCAGGAAGAAGAGACGAUGGAUGAAGAUUGGAAGAAAGUUUUAAAAAUUCAUUUAGAAAAUCAUUGUAAAAUCAAUGAGUAUUAGAAAAAUGUUGGAAUGAAACUAUUUGGCUUUAGUAGAAAUGUUAAAAGGAAUUAUGUAUAAAUAAGUUUUAAGUUUUAAGCUUUAGGGCUUUUCAUGGUAAGAUAAGGUUAAAAUAAAUUAAGGUAAUUUAAUGACAGAAUAUAGUGAAAGAUGGAAAGGAUUUGCUGAGAUAAUUAAUAACUAGAAUACAAAAAAGGGAGGUCGAUGCAACAAGCUAACGAAAGAUAAAGAUUUGGGAAUAUUGGAUUUGUUUUUAAAUUUUUUGUUUAUUUUUGUUUUUGGUUUUGAUGUAUUGUGUGUUUUGUUUUUGUUUUGUUUUUGUUUUUAUUGACUUGUAUUGUUUAAUUUCUCUUUUUGUCUACUUUUUUCCUUUUCUUUUUUUUCCUCUGUAAUUUUAAAUUCUCAAUAAAUAUCAUUUAAAAAAAAAAAGUUUUACUCCGAGCAGACCUGUUGAAAUUAAUGGGCGUAAACUUAAGUUAUGUUUGUUCUUUUCAGUGGGCCGGCUCUGAAUAAAACCUAGCAGCUUGGGUGGGGCCAGUUGGUCACACAGCCAGUGUCCAGUGCUUGCUCUGACUCCACUCUCUUGGUUCCUUUUUGUUCAUGCAGGCCACGGGAUGGACAGUCGACCUGCGAUGGCUAUCUUCGAAUUGCUGGACUACAUAGUUAAUGAGGUUGGUGGCUUGAAGAGACUCUGUUAGUUUUUGUGGGUUCUUUCCCUGCAUAGUUUUAAAAGGGCUAGGGGUGGGGGUGGGGACAGAAACAGUACCCAGACACAUAGAGCUUAAUAUUUCAAAGCUCUCUUAAUAAUAAUAAUAAUUUUUUAUUUAUAUCCCGCCCUCCCCAGCCAAGGCCGGGCUCAGAGCGGCUUACAAGCAAUAAUAAAAACAAGAUGAAUGAUUACAACUUAAAAACAAAAAUAAAAUACAACAUUAAAAUAAUGGAACAUUAAAAUAUUAAAAUGUAUGUCUAAAUAAUAUUGCUUGCUCCCAGCUGUAUGUGCAUGGGUAGGAGACCCUGUGGCCCCCACAGGGACAUUGGAUUCCAGCUUCUAUCGGACCCAGCCACCACGGCCAAUGCCCCAGGGAUCAAGGGAGCUGUAGGCAUCAAUGCCUGAAGAGCCACAGGUUCCCCAUGCCUGCUUGUAUGCCUUCCUAACCCUCCCUCUCCUUCCUUUUCCUUUAAAAUUUACGUCAUGAAUGAAGAAGUACCACAACCAGGGUAUGAACGCUGCGGAUUAAGCCAAACCCAUUUUCAGCCCUGCCUACCUGCCCAGGGACGCGGGUGGCGCUGUGGGUUAAACCACAGAGCCUAGGACUUGCCGAUCAGAAGGUUGGCGGUUCGAAUCCCCGUGAUGGUGUGAGCUCCCGUUGCUCGGUCCCUGCUCCUGCCAACCUAGCAGUUCGAAAGCAUGUCAUGUGCAAGUAGAUAAAUAGGUACCGCUCCAGCAGGAAGGUAAACGGCGUUUCCGUGUGCUGCUCUGGUUCGCCAGAAGCGGCUUAGUCAUGCUGGCCACAUGACCCAGAAGCUGUCUGCGGACAAACGCCGGCUCCCUCAGCCUAUAGAGCGAGAUGAGCAUGCAACCCCAGAGUUGGUCAGGACUGGACCUAAUGGUCAGGGGUCCUUUUACCUUUACCUGCCCUGUUUGGCCUGAGAAGGCUGGCCCAUGGAGCCCGAAAGGCUCCUCACCUCUGCAGCAUGGGGACAGAGAGCAGGAUCAGCCUACAGGUUCACGUUGCACACCGCAGUGAGAAUCCACAAUUCACAAGGGCAUAAGUUGCUGAAAUGCAGGAGUUAUUUGGGAUCUCGAAGAGACGUGUGGUGUUAUGUAAGACUUUGUGGACUAGGGAAAGAGCAGAUGGACUUCGGAGACAGUCUGCAGAACAGACAGUACUGGGCAUCGGAGUCCCUGCAGAGCUGAGCUCUGCCUCCUACAUUUUCUGACUCGUCUUUGCAAUCUGUGAAGACCAGGCGCUUUUUCCUUUUUGAAGCAGAAGUCAAGAUUCUCGGGGUGUUCGUGUUCUCCGGUCAGGGAUUGCUGCUUUCGCAUCAGUCCUGGGCCACUCUUGGGUUUAAUAAUCAUAGGUAUAGGUAAAGGACCCUGACAGUUAAGUCCAGUCCAGACGACUCUGGGGUUGCGGCACUCAUCUCGCUUUACAGGCCGAGGGAGCCGGCGUUUGUCUGCAGACAGUUUUUCUGGGUCAUGUGGCCAGCAUGACUAAGCCGCUUCUGGCGAAACCAGAGCAGCGCACGGAAACGUUUACCUUCCCGCCAGAGUGGUACCUAUUUAUCUACUUGCACUUGGACGUGCUUUCUGGCGUGGUUUCGAACUGCUAGGUUGGCAGGAGCUGGGGCCAAGCAACGGGAGCUCACCCCGUCGCAGGGAUUCGAACUGCCGAUCUUCCAGUCGGCAAGCCCAAGAGGCUCGGUGGUUUAGACCACAGCACCACCUGCGUCCAAUAAUCAUCAUAAUUAUAAUGAUGAUUUUAUUAUUUAUACCCCGCCCAUCUGGCUGGGUUUCCCCAGCCACUCUGAGCUGCUCCCAACAGAAUAUUAAAAACAUGAUAAAACCUCAAACAUUUAAAACUUCCCUAAACAGGGCUGCCUUCAGAUGUCUUCUAAAAGUCAGAUAGUUGUUCAUUUCCCUGACAUCUGGUGGGAGGGCAUUCCACAGGGCGGGCGCCACCACCAAGAAGGCCCUCUGCCUGAUUCCCUGUAACCUCACUUCUCGCAGGGAAGGAACCGCCAGAAGGCCCUUGAAGCUGGACCUCACUACCUUAUUGGGUUCUAUUUAGGAUAAAUGGGUCUUCUUGGAAUAAAAUAUUGUAGUCCUGUUUAUUUUGUUAAAUAGCUCAGUCAGUGGAGUGCAAGACCCUUAAUCUUGGCAGGAUCACGGGUUCAAGUCUCACAUUAAGCAGAAAGGUUCCUGCAUUGCAGGGGGGUGGGCUAGAUCAGGGGUCAGCAAACUUUUUCAGCAGGGGGCAGUACAUUGUGCCUUAGACCUUGUGGGGGCCCGGACUAUAUUUUUGGGGGGGGGGGGGGAAUGAAUGAAUUCCUAUGCCCCACCAAUAACCCAGAGAUGCAUUUUAAAUAAAAGGACACAUUCUACUCAUGUAAAAACAUGCUGAUUCCCAGACCAUCUGCGGGCCAGAUUGAGAAGGCGAUUGGGCCAGAUCCGGCCCCCGGGCCUUAGUUUGCCUACCUGUGGGCUAGGUCAGCGGUUCUCAACCUGUGGGUCCCCAGGUGGUGUUGGACUACAACUCCCAUCAUCCCUGAGCUCUGGGCUUGCUAGCUAGGGGUGAUGGGAGUUGUAGUUCAACAAUAUCUGGGGACCCACAGGUUGGGAAAGGCUUGGCUAGAUGAUCCUCAUGGUCCCUUCCAACAAAUUCUGUGAUUCUUCUGCAUUGCUACAUCGACAGCAGUGGAUGGAGCUACCGCUCUGUCAUUCUUAGAACCUGGUUUCCAACCCAAAAGGUGAGCACAACAGGCCAGAGGGAGAGACUCGGAGGGAAAAUGCCACAGCUUUUCUUCCCAGUGCCAUUAGCUAUGAUGCACCUGCCUGAGGCUGGGUCUUCAUCAUUUUUCUCCCUCAAAUCCAGAUACAGAAGCAGGACAGACACUGGCCUAAGUCUCAAGCUGUGACGAAUACUGCGCCAGACACCGAAUAAUACUUUUUGUUCAGCGCAAAGGCAAUUCAGUCGAUCGCAUCAAAAUGUUCCUUUCGGUUCUCAGUCGUAGCCUCAUUGCUUCUUUUUACUUCUUGCUAUAUAUAGCUUCAGGGACGCGGGUGGCGCUGUGGGUUAAACCACAGAGCCUAGGACUUGCCGAUCAGAAGGUCGGCAGUUUGAAUCCCCGCGAUGGGAUGGGCUUCCGUUGCUCGGUCCCUGCUCCUGCCAACCUAGCAGUUCGAAAGCACGCCAAAAAGUUCGAGUAGAUAAAUAGGUACCAUUCUGGCAGGAAGGUAAACGGCAUUUCCGUGCGCUGCUCUGGUUUGCCAGAAGCGGCUUAGUCUUGCUGGCCACGUGACCCGGAAGCUGUACUCCGGCUCCCUCGGCCAAUAAAGCAAGAUGAGCGCCGCAACCCCAAAGUCGGCCACGACUAGACCUAAUGGUCAGGGGUCCCUUUACCUUUAUAUAUAUCUUGUUAAAACUUGGAAUUGCACAUUUAUUUAUUUUUGAAAGCUUUAGCAUCCAGCAUGCAGCACAUUACAGUCGCUAAAUGGGCAAAAUAAAUUAAGUGGUUCUCCAAGACGCCCUGCAGUAUUCAGAUGGCCGGUGCGGGGGCGGGAUUUGGCAUGCCAGCCCACGCCUGAAAAUGAUUUGACCCAUGGAGCCUCUUUAUUGCAACCCCUGCCCAUCUUUUAUUCCCGCCCCAUCCAUUGUCUCCCAUCACCCCGGCUGCUUUUCUCAGCGGCGCCUACUUUUCCUGGGUUCCGACAUGUCUUAACGUCUGUGUUCCUUUUCCUCCUCUCUUAUCUCCAGCCACCUCCAAAGCUGCCAAACGGGGUUUUCACUCAAGAGUUCCAGGAGUUUGUAAAUAAAUGGUAAGUGUUUGCUUUCAUCGGUGUGGGGUGUUCGAACCCCAGUGGGCCGAGAGGGGAAGCAUCUCCUCUUCCAAAUGCACACGGCCACAAAUGCCGCAGUUCCCCAGGCUUUCCGGGGAGCGAGAGCCAGUCUCCCCCAAGGAUAUUUUCUCCCCUUUACAGUUUUACGCAACAGCUUGUUAACUUUUACUGUGCAAUUCUAUCCAUGUAAACUCAGGAGUAAGCCCUGCUUAACUCAGAGAAGCUUAUUUCCAGGUACUUUUUUGAGGGGGUGUAGGAUAGAGCCUUCAUGACUGGGGUGUCCUCUAGACCAGAGGUUGGCAACCUAAGGGCGCCAUUUCCCGCCCUCUCCCUCACCGCGGCAGAACCUCCUCCGUCCUCCUGGUGCAGCAAAUUGCCAGCCAAUUGUCUGCGAAGGUUUGAGGCCCUGGCCAAUGGGUGAGCGGCGGCUGCGCGUGGCCGAGAGGAGGAAGGGGGCUGGGCUGAGCUGGCUGAGGGCAUUUUCAGCAGCCCCUCGUUGGAGCGAGCUGUUUGCUGCUACCGCUCGUGUGUGCUUAUAUAUAUUUUGAGGGUGGGGGUGAGUUAGUGCAGCCAAUGGAACUGUACAAGGACCCACCCAAAGUAUGGCAGUGCUGAUAACCUAAAGAGUGUGGCCUUGCAAAGGCAAACUUUGCCUUUUUAAAAAAGAAGUCUGAUUUUUUUUUCCCCCUCCUUGUCCCACACAGCUUAAUUAAAAACCCUGCUGAACGGGCAGAUUUGAAGAAGCUGAUGGUAAGUCGAUAAGGAUUCCAUAUAUGCACAAUCGGGGCCGGCCCACCCCUGAGGCAAGGUGGUGCAACCGCCUCAGGUGGCAGGAUCCGCAGGGGCAGCAGACCCGGCCUCCAAGGAAUGCAUCACCAGCAGCUGCAUCACCCUGCCUCAGGUGCCAAAACGUCUUGGGCCGGUCCUGCUACGCAUGUUGCGUCAAAAUGAAUUCAGAAUCUCAGUCCAGCUCCCAGCAAAUGCAAAGUUCUUCAAUUGGAAUCAGUUAAGCAUUUUGCAUGUGAUUAUUACCCCUUUUCAUAUACCGUAUUUUUUGCUCUAUAAGACUCACUUUUCCCUCCCAAAAAGUAAGGGGAAAUGUGUGUGUGUCUUACGGAGCGAAUGCAGGCUGCGCAGCUAUCCCAGAAGCCAGAACAGCAAGAGGGAUUGCUGCUUUCGCUGCGCAGCGAUCCCUCUUGCUGUUCUGGCUUCUGAGAUUCAGAGUAUUUUUUUUCUUGUUUUCCUCCUCCAAAAACUAGGUGCGUCUUGUGGUCUGGUGCGUCUUAUAGAGCGAAAAAUUCGGUCUUUCUGUUCAGGGCAGAAUGGCGAAUGGCUGGGCAUUGAUGGAUGGAAGAUGAAUCUCCAUUCCUCCAGCCUCCGAAACAGGUGUGGGGAACCUUUGGCCCACCAGAUGUUGCUCCAAUCAGCCCCAGGGGGCAUGGCCAGGCUGAGGAUGAUGCGAGUUGUAGUUCAGCAACAUCUGCGAGUCCUAAGGUUCUCCCCCCCCCCCCAACGCUGCUCUCAAACUUCACCCAGGCACCGCUCCACAAGCUUUGAAGCUUUAUCUUCAACUCCGUCUGGCCUAGAAACUCAACGCAUGAAAUGGAAACCGAGGUUGCUCCGCGCCUUGCAAUAUUUAGACGCACACCUUACGAUGCCGCAAGUUCGCCUUUGCAUUGCCCUGGCAUCCUCGGGAGCUGUUUCCCGGGGAUGUUGAAUUCCUUAAUCCGUACCAGAUCCCUCAGUUGUCUGUGAAAGGCACUAGAGCAGGGGGGGCUGGGGAACCUUUGGCCCUCCGGGCGUUUCCUGGACUACAACUCCCAUCACUCCCAAGCUGUUCUUCGGGGUGUGGCUGAUGGGAAGUGGAGUCCAGCAGCAGCAGCCGGGGCCCCAAUUGUCCCCUAGCCCUGCGCCACACAGUGGACAGUGUGCUCAGGUGGUUCCAAUCCCCAGCAGAGCUGCAACGUGACUCUGUGCAUUCGUUGGAUCGCAGUUCUGACCUACAGUUAAAAGGGGGAGCAGGUUUCAUGCCAGCACCAUCAGCCUGACUUUUUCCACAUUUUUAAAUUUCAUUCCCUAAUAUUCCCAAUAGAAAAGCUUCUGGUUUCUUAACAAAAGUAUAUUUCAUUAAUCAGCAUCUCAAUCUCCCUGCGACGGCUCCGAAGCUGACAGAUUGGCCAGGCAGUGCUGGAAGCACAGGAGGCAUUUCUCGCCGAGACUGUUCUGUAUCAGUAACUGCCGGUAGGACCAAUCUGUUGCUGAUGGGAUUCUUUCCCACCUCUGACCGGUCACACCAGCGUCUCCAAAAUAUCUUGGCGGAAUCUACUUUUCACCUUCAAAGCAUAGGUGCCGGUUGGAAAUAAGGCAUUUUUAAAACAAACCAAAGGCACCUGCUUUCUGCACAGCUCUUAAGAAUUCUAAUAAUAAUAAUAAUAAUAAUAAUUGUUGUUAUUAUUUAUUAUUAUUAUUUAUACCCCGUCCAUCUGGCUAUGUUUCCCCAGAUUCCAACAAUAUUAAAAUACAAUAGUCUCUUAAACAUUAAAAGCUUCCCUAAACAGGGCUGCCUUCAGAUGUCUUCUAAAAGUCUGGUAGUUGUUUAAAUGCCCCAGAACAUAAUUCCUCCCCAAAUCCCAUAUUAAAACCUGGAUCUGGGAUGGAUUUCGAGAGAUGGGAGGUUGCAGGGAAGACCGUGGCAUGGGUUAGAGCAGGCAUAGGCAAACUCGGCCCUCCAGAUGUUUCUGGACUACAACUCCCAUCAUCCCUAGCUAACAGGAUCAGUGGGCAGGGGUGAUGGGAGUUGUAGUCCCAAAAAAAUCUGGAGGGCCGAGUUUGCCUAUGCCUGGGUUAGAGCAAACUUGGAUCUCCAGCUUCUUUUUUGGACUACAGUUCCCACCAUCCCUGGCAACUGGUCCUGCUAGCUAGGGAUGGUUGGAGUUGUAGUCCAACAAGACCCAGUUUUGAGAAACGCGAGGUUUGAGAAAUGGGUUGGCAUAUGGGGGCAGAAACGCCGUCCCUGCAGAGCAGCCGGCCCUCCUUUUGCCCAAGCUCCAUCCUCAAAUCGGUGAGAUUUACAGAACAGAGUGAAUUACUGUAUUUUAAUAUUUUGUUGGAAGCCGCCCAGAGUGGCUGGGGAAGCCCAGCCAGAUGGGCGGGGUAGAAAUAAUACCGUAUUUUUCGCUCUAUAGGACGCACCAGACCAUAGGACGCACCGGACCAUAGGAGGGGGAGAACGGGGGGGGGGGAAAUUCUCCCCCUCUCUGCUCAGCGCUCCUUCAGCGAAGCGGCAGGAGAAACAGCCCCUUCCAUUUCUCCUCCUGCUUCGCUGAGGGGGCGCUGCGCAGCUCUCCCUCUCUGCUGAAGCCGGAAGAGUCUUGCUCUCCCGGCUUCAGCAAAAGGAACCCAAAGCCUUUGGAGCACAGUGCGAGUUCCUGCUGCGCUCCAAAGGCUCCAGGCUAUCCCUGAAGCCUGGAGAGCGAGAGGGGUCGGUGCGCACCGACCCCUUUCGCUCUCCAGGCUUCAACAAAAGCAACGCGAAGCCUCCGGAGCGCAGGGGGAGCGCUCCCUCUGUGCUUCGGAGGCUUCGUGUUGCUAUCGCUGAAGCCAAGGAGCCUGCAUUCGCUCCAUAAGACGCACACACAUUUCCCCUUAAUUUUUGGAGGGGGAAAAAGUGCGUCCUACAGAGCGAAAAAUAUGGACGAGGUCAGUUCUGCAUUGGCUGUCCCUGCCAGUUGAGAAAAAUGGAGAGGGAGGGGGCGGUUAAAUCCUAUUAAGGCUAUUUCAUAGAACAGGAUUGAGGCCUUCUCACAAGCUGUUGAGUGGAUAGCUUUCUUCUGCUCGGUGCUGCUUCAUCAACACACCUGGGGAACAGACUCCCUCAGGAAGAUGGUGGACUCUCCUUCCUUGGAGGUUUUUAAGCAGAGCUUGGGGGGCCAUCUAUCAUGGAUGCUUUAUCCGAGACUUUUGUAUUGCAAGGGGUUGGUCUGGAUGACCCUAGGGGUCCCUUCCACCUCUGUUCUAUGAUUCUCUUAAAUUUCCUGCGGGGAACACAGGGGCCAAGCUGCGUAUCUCUUAUACCUGUGGCCCUCCAGAUAUUGGUGGGAAACAGUUCCUAUACAUCCUUGGUCACUGGCCAUGCUAGAAAGCGUUGGGAGUCCCAACAGCAUCUGAGAGCUGCAAGUUCUUCCUCUCUCUUACGGAGUCGGGUCCCUGGCUGCUUGGCUCCCUCUGCAGGCCACACCAGGAGUGUUUCGAUGGCUGUGUCCGUGCAAGCUUGCUGUGACUGCAACUUUCCACACCAAGUGCCAACUUUCCACACCAAGUGAGCUGCAAGAGUACCUUGACACUGGAGUCUGCAGUUCACACAAUGCCUUGUCGGGUGGGGAGCAAGGUCAAAAUUUGACUGCCACCCCCAGUGGCUUCCCAUAGUUGGCUAAGCAAGGUGCAGGGCUUUGGGAAGAACUAGGACCUGUUGGGAGCCCUCAUGCCUCAUUCCUAAAGCCCAGGACCUUGUUUGCCCAAGGGGGCAGGGUGUCAGAUGUUGCUGAGGGCCGCCAGAAAGACCUUGAGGGCUAGAGGCUUCCCUACUCCGCUAGCUGAUUUGGCGAAGACCUGGAUAUGCAGAAGCUUCUGCCCAUUUCUAUAGUAAUAAUAAAUUUUAUUUAUACCCCGCCCUCCCCAGCCAAGACCGGGCUCAGGGCGGCUAACAACCAGUAAUAAAAAACAAGUUGAUUAAAAUACAAUUUAAAAAACAAGAUUAAAAUACAACAUUGAAACAUUAAGAUGCAGCCUCUUCACAGGAGGAGAAAGGAAAAAAGAAAGAGGGGGAGGGAAUCAAACUGAUUCCAAGCCAAAGGCCAGGCGGAACAACUCUGUCUUACAGGCCCUGCGGAAAGAAAUCAGAUCCCGCAGGGCCCUGGUCUCAUGAGACAGAGCAUUCCACCAGGCCGGGGCCAGUGUUGAAAAGGCCCUGCCUCUGGUUGAGGCUAAUCUAACUUCCUUAGGGCCCGGGACCUCUAGGGUGUUGCUAUUUAUGAACCAUAAGAUCCUCCGUGGGGCAUAUCGGGAGAGGCGGUCCCAUAGGUACAAGGGUCCUAGGCCGUUAUUUGUUCAUGAAAUCUCUACCCUGGCCUUUCCUCCCAAAGGAGCCCAGGGUGGCAAACGUCAGAAUGUUAAAACAGUGCCAUUUUAAAUAAAUAAAUAAACUUUCAUUACGAUAGGAUUACUUAAAUUCAUCGGUUGCCUUUUAUUUAUUUAUUUAUUUAUUUAACCACGGGGUAACACAAAGCAACUUAACAAUAGAUGAACAGCGAAACCGGAACAAAAGAAACAUCUAAGAAGACGAUCCUGGUUUGUUUGUUUUAAAAAGAGGUGAUCAAAACAUCCCACCCACCUACCUACCCAAGGAAACCGCAGAUAGCUAGGAGCCCAAGGCCUGGCAGAAAGGAAAUGUUCUUUUGCCAGGCUGAUGUGUAAUUAUGGUGCCAGACAAGCCUCCCCAGGGAGAGCAUUCCACCAGCAGGGAGCCACCACUGAAAAGGCCCGUUCUCAUGUUGCCACCCUGGAGGGAAUAAUAAUAAAAAAAUAAAUCUGAAAACAUACUAUGCCUUGCAACGUAGGCAGAGCUUUGCGGGGAGGUUUCCAAGUGUAUGUUUUGAUGUCCCCGCCUCCUUUUUUCCUCCUGUUCCAGAAUCACGCCUUUAUCAAGCGCUCCGAAGUGGAAGAGGUGGAUUUCGCCGGCUGGCUGUGUAAGACGCUGCGGUUGAACCAGCCCAGCACUCCCACCCGCACCGCCAUGUGACCGCCAAGCAAGCCGCCUUCUUCCCCUCUACUCCUCCUCCUCCUCCUUUCGUGCAUCUUGCUUGUCUGCUGUCGUCCGCCACCCUUCAGCAGAAGAAAAGAACCCACCUCUCGGCCAGCCUCUCCUCCGCGACCUUUUAUUUUUUAUUUUUGGCUCCGGAACAGCAAAGGCGCCGCAGUUCGGAAGCUGCCCGGUCGUCAUCCAGACAGCGAGAGCAGAAAGCGGGCUUGCUUCACCCUCUUCCUGUUCGGCUCCAUCCCUCUCCCCACAGCUGAGUGUGGAUCUCUUCAGAGCUUCUGACUCUGGGCAAGGGGUUCAGGGGGGGGGGCAGGUUGUGUACAGCAGCGACGAGCUGCUUUUUCCUUUUACGUUUUGUGUCACCAGUUUUGGGCGAAAGGGACAGGCUGUGCCUUCUUUCCUUUCUUCUUGUGCACUUGCUUCCUGGGUAGGGGGCCUGAGAGGCGCAGGCAGGCUUGCCGGACGGGUGCUGCAGUUGGGUGGAGACACGUGGAGCAGCUUGGGCGGAAGCGGGCCGAUUGGCCAACGGAGCAACGUGGCAGCUUCGCCGGCCUGGGCUUGGGUCCAUCCUAGAGCCUGCAAGAGGACCGUGCGAUUUUAAGGAAGUUUGUGUUUGGUGGCUGAGAAGCUAGCAGUCAAUUCCUUCCCUUGCUCUCCUCCUCCUCCUCCUCUUCCCCUCCCCACGGUUUCUGCAUUCAGUUUCUUUACAAGAGAAGUUUUUAGUUCAACUUGCCCUCUUUGUGUCUGUGGGAGAGGGAACGUCCACGGCUUCAAGGCGAACGUGGAACCGUCUUCACGUGUGUGUGAGUGUGUAAUUUUUACGUACAAAUGCAACACGCGCACCGAGGGGUUGUAUCCGGCGCUAGUCGUGCUUGGCGUAGACCCGCUGAAAUUUGCGGACAUGCCCAUUUUGUGUGCCUGCGUUUCAGUGGGUCUGUUCUGGGUUGGGCCUUGCUGGAUGCAACCCCACCUGUGGAAAUUGUGUCGUCAUAAAUCAUGUAGAAUUGGGGGGGGGGGCAGCAGUCCACACGCUGCUUCUCCAAAGACGUGACGGUUUUAAAGCCAUCUCCUUCCAGUCUUAACAGAGUGCUUUAUUUCUGAAAUCAAUGUGCACUAACUCGUCAAGUGGAGGGUGGAGGUCAGUAGUCCUCUGCGGGUAUUUAUUGGAGAAGAAUCACAGCUGCUAAUUCUUGACGGCGGAGGGGACGCCUCUUCCUCUCCAGCGCACGCUCCGUGUGUGUUAUUCCUCGGGCCUUGUAGCGGAGGCAUCGCUCUCCCGAUAAAGGUGUCGUCGGUUUCUGCCUUCUUGGUACUAGCGUUGCUACGUCUCUGUUUUCGAGAGUGUGUGAUUUAAUGGUGAAAAAGUUCUGCGCUGCAAUUGGAUGCUUCUCGGUGUCUUCUUGCUGCCGCUGCCCUCCAUAGCUCAGAGGAGCCCUCACCUCUGGAGCAGGUGAACUGGAAGCAAAGCUGUUGGCGGUGGUUAGGCUGCCUCUCUCCCCUCCUGCCCCCCCAGUCCUGCUGCACCUCAUCCCCAAUCUUAACAGAUCCUUCUUUAAACUUCCAUUUCUCUCUCUUUCAAACUCCUCCCCCCCCUUCUUUCAUUUCCAGUUAAUUCCUUUACCAUUAUUGGCUUUUCGCUGUCCAGGUAACUGAAGGGGAGUGUAUGAGCGAGACCCGAUACACACUUGCCCUACAGCCCAUUUUCUUUCUUUAAAAAUAAAUAAAUAAAUAAAAAAGGAGGGUCAGGUGCUUCAAAGUUCUCCAGCACCUCGCGGUCGAUAAGGUUUUGUUCUCCUUGAAUACCGGGCCCUCUGCCAUUCCGGGAAGUGUGGGAACCGGCGUCCGACCGGCCAAAGUGCCCACCCCCCACCCCUUCAAUUCCAGCAGGUAAGGAAGCCACAGCUGGGUGGCUGAACCAGGUGGAGUCCCCAAAUCGGGGCUUGCUGAGGGCUGAAAAGGCGCUGGCCAUGUUCCGUCCUUGCUUGGGUUUGCGCCUUGGGAUGCGGGACUUCGUGCAGGCCAAAGCAAGCGGCAGGUGGGCUGACGGACGAGUCACUCGGCCACAACGGAAGCCGGCAGCUUGCAAUGGUACCACCGCUUUCCUGUUGGCUCACCUUGCUAGGAACCCUGCAAAAAACAACAACAACAACAUCUAAGGUGAAGCUGCUUUUAAAAGACACGGCUGCCUUGAGCUCCCCGACGCAAGGGAUGAAUAAGUUUUCCCCAGCCUGUUUUGGCACUUGCCUCUCGAAAGGUGGCAGAGCCGGUGGGUAUCUUGGCAUCCGUGCAUGGCAUGACCGGCUGGCAUGGUUGCCAAGUGCUUCAGGGGAGAGAAAGGCCCAGUUCGACAACCGAAUGCCUCCCUCCAGGAGUCUGCACCACGAUGUCUCCCAACAUGUUUCCCAGAGCGUCUCCAUGUGGGUAGGGGAACUUUGUGGAGUGCCUACCCUUGGGGGUGGGAUUUUGGAAUACCUUCCCAAAAUUUCCAAAGGUUAUUGGGUUGCCAAGAGCAAAAGGCUCUCCCUCUAUUCGCAGUACGAUCUUAAAUGCCUGGGACUCUGCAGAGAUAGGGACACAGAACAACAUUUAGCCACAAGUCGGAGGCGCAAUUCUUGACUUUGGUGAACUGGGCUGGUUUCUUGCAUUCAGGACUUAGUGGGGCAAGGUGCUUUUUCUCUCUCCCAAGCCCUUCUCAGAGAAAUCCCCUACCCCACUCAAAAAAAUAAUAAUUUACUCUUCUCUCACCGAAUCCUCUCCUCAUAUACGCAUUUUUGCUUUCAAGAGUCUGCAAACUUUCUUCUGUUUCUCGGUGGCUUGUCUGUGAAGGAUAUUUGAGUAUCAGUGCUUUCCAUUGAUUCCCACCCGAUUGCAGGGCAAAGAUGCAAGCUUUGCACAAAACUUUGAGAGAGAGAGAAACUGAGCCCAUUUGUGUCUCUUCACUGCCUUGAGUUUUUCUUCUCUCCCGCAAACCCCCCCCCCCGGACUGCUAGCAUCUGAUACGAUCUAAAAGGGGAGGCGAACAGGACCCCCGCAAGCCGACGAAGACUGCUGGGAAGAUAACCCAGGCCAGGGAAGAGACCCUGUGUUUUUCCCCACUGAUCCAUGUUUUGCUGCUGAUUGUGGAUACGGGAUAUACUGGGUAUGGAACGAAAGCAAAAUAAAAACGGAUUGUGCAUUUUAUUUCCCCUUCUAAAUAGUGUAAGUGACUCGAUCGUGGAUUUGAAAGGAAACACAACAUUUGGAAGGCGUUCCACCCCCCCCCCCUUUUAACCUCGCAGUUGCUCUUAUUUGGUGUGCUUUCUAAGCGAGACUGACCAUGCCGUUGCCGUCUUCGUAAAGAAGAAAGGGAGAAAGAUGGGUGGAUUCUCCUGUGGGGUGGAGAUUUACUGCGUGUGUUUUCUCCCCCUAGAGCAGCUGGGGGAAACUUGCAAAUUUUCAAUCCUCUUUAAGCGGGCCGAAGGAAAUGGGAAGAGACCCCCUUAGCAGAUCUAUAGGCGACAUUUCUUGGGUGGUCAGGGAGGGGGGAGGCCUUUUGUAACCCAAGUCUUUUUCCUCCAACUAUAAUUUCAAAUCCAUUCCCGCAGCCAGAUCCCUUCCACUUUGACACUGUCAGACAGCUGAUUUAAUUCUCCCUCCCCUCACUCCAAGUGCAAACGUUAGUUUUAUCAAAUGGGGUAACUCCUGAGGAUCUGAAUGUAUAAUAUUCAGUGUUUGAGUUAAAAGUUGUCAAUGAACUUAGUGGGAUCAUGUGAUCUAAUUACUGUACUUUUUUUUUUCAUAAUGCUUAUAUAUAUCUGAACAGUGAGGCUUUUGCUGGGUGUGUGUGGGGGGGUGCAUUUUACGGUUCAAAAAGAUUUUUUUGGUUAUGUUUCCUUUUACGGCUUUGGUUUCUUGGGGAAGGGGUGUUUAAGAAUGUGCUGAGCGUUUUGACGGUGCUUUUUUUUUUUUUUAAAGAAACUAUUUUCACCAUGGGGAGAUGAAAUAAAUGGCACUUUACAUUAAGAA
This is a messenger RNA of Podarcis lilfordi (Lilford's wall lizard), 37565 nucleotides long. NCBI's taxonomy places the organism in Eukaryota, Metazoa, Chordata, Lepidosauria, Squamata, Lacertidae. The record is from the annotation of a GenBank genome assembly.